CGGGGCGGCGCAGGCGCAGUGCGGCGGCCGAGGCAGUGUGUAUGUGAGGCUCUGACGGGUUCAAAAUGGCGGCGGCGGCUCCUGUGAGAGGACAAAGGCGCAGGAGGGACCUGGAGGAAGAGGACGACGACAGCAGCCCUGGAGUGUCCUUCUCACUUUCUUCGGAAGAGUCAGAGAUGGAGCCCGAGGAAGAAAGGAUCCGUUACAGCCAAAGAUUACGUGGCACAAUGCGGCGGCGUUACGAGGACGACGGCAUCUCUGAUGACGAAAUUGAAGGGAAGAGGACAUUUGACCUUGAGGAAAAGCUCUCCACCAACAAGUUUAAUUCUACUUUCGUCAUCUUCAUGGAAGGCAAAGACUUCACAGUUGAAUACAUCCAGCGAGGUGGCCUGAGAGACCCCCUCAUCUUCAGGAGCUCUGAUGGCCUGGGUAUAAAGAUGCCAGAUCCGGACUUCAGCGUGAACGAUGUGCGGCUGUGUGUUGGGAGCCGGCGGAUGGUGGAUGUAAUGGAUGUAAACACACAGAGGGACAUAGAGAUGUCCAUGGCACAGUGGGCACGCUACUAUGAAACACCUGAAGCUGAACGGGAGAAACUUUACAAUGUCAUCAGCCUGGAGUUCAGCCACACCAAACUGGAGAACCUGGUGCAGAGACCUGCUACGGUGGAUUUGAUUGACUGGGUUGAUAACAUGUGGCCCAGGCACCUGAAGGAGAGUCAGACAGAGUCCACAAAUGCUAUUCUAGAGAUGCAGUAUCCAAAAGUGCAGAAGUACUGUCUGAUGAGUGUCAAGGGCUGCUACACUGAUUUCCAUGUGGACUUUGGUGGUACUUCUGUGUGGUAUCACAUCCACAGAGGAGGCAAGAUCUUCUGGUUGAUCCCUCCUACACCCCAGAACCUGGAGCUCUAUGAAAACUGGCUUCUCUCAGGGAAGCAGGGAGACAUAUUUCUUGGGGAUAGAGUGUCAGAGUGCCAGCGCAUCGAGCUGAAGCAGGGCUAUACAUUUGUCAUCCCCUCAGGUUGGAUCCAUGCUGUGUACACUCCCAUGGACACACUGGUUUUUGGAGGCAACUUCUUGCACAGCUUCAACAUCCCUAUGCAGCUCCGGAUCUACAGCAUUGAAGACCGCACGCGGGUCCCAAACAAGUUUCGCUAUCCCUUCUAUUAUGAGAUGUGUUGGUACGUGCUGGAGCGCUAUGUCUACUGCAUCACCAGCCGCUCACAUCUCACCAAGGACUUCCAGAAGGAAUCACUCAGCAUGGAUAUGGAGCUGAGCUCCUCAGACUCGGUAAACAUGGAGGAAGAGGAGGAGGAAGAGGAGGAUGCAGCAGGAAAGGAACCAAGGAGACCGAUCACGAGACGGUCUGUUCUUACCAGCCCUGUAGCCAAUGGUGCCAACGUGGACUAUGACGAACUGGGCAGGAGCUGCCGAAGCAGCCUGCCGGCUCUGAAGAAGAGCCCAUCUGUAGACUCCUCUGACUCUAGCCGGGGCUCCCAGAAUGGCCAGGCCUGGGAGCUACAUGGUGGCAGUCCACGCAAGAGCAGGAGGGUGCACCUGACACAGUUUGAGCUGGAGGGGCUGCGCUGCCUGGUAGACAAGCUAGAGUCACUCCCUCUGCACAAGAAGUGCGUUCCCACCGGCAUCGAGGACGAGGACGCUCUCAUCGCCGAUGUCAAGCUGCUGCUAGAAGAAUACGCAAACAGUGACCCCAAACUGGCACUUACAGGCAUCCCCAUUGUCCAGUGGCCCAAAAGAGACAAGCUAAAGCUGCAGGCCCGGCUGAGAGUGCGCCUGCCCACCAUACCCAUUACCAAGCCUCACACGAUGAAGCCAACCCCUCGCCCAACGCCCAUCAGGCCCACGAUGUCCCCCAUUGUGUCAGGUGCCCGGCGGAGGCGCGUGCGCUGCCGGAAAUGCAAGGCCUGCAUGCAGGGCGAGUGUGGCAUGUGCCACUACUGCAGGGACAUGAAGAAGUUUGGUGGACCUGGUCGUAUGAAGCAGUCCUGCGUCCUUCGGCAGUGCUUAGCGCCCAGGCUGCCUCACUCGGUCACGUGUGCGCUUUGUGGGGAGGUGGAUCAGAAUGAGGACUCGCAGGACUUUGAGAAGAAGCUCAUGGAGUGCUGCAUCUGCAAUGAGAUUGUUCACCCUGGCUGCCUGCAGAUGGAUGGGGAAGGGCUGCUCAAUGAUGAGCUCCCCAACUGCUGGGAAUGUCCCAAAUGCUACCAGGGUGACGACACAGAGAAAGGCCAGGGAGCCCACUGGCAUGCCAGAGCCAGGCCCCUGCAGAAACGGCGAGCGCUACCAGGUCCUUCCGGCAGGCAGCGAGCAGAGCGCACAUGGCAAUGUUCAGCCCGCUGGCAGCUGCUGACACUACCCAGUAUGCUGCCCUAUCGCUACAAUGCUGCCUGUAGGAUUGUGCCCACUACUGUGGAUGGAAGCAGGGCAGCCAAGAAGCGCAAGGUAGAAGAGAGCGAUGAUGACAUGGCACAAGCCAAGGUGCUGCGGCCCUUGCGGAGCUGUGAGGAGCCCCUGACCCCGCCACCCAACUCGCCCACCCCCAUGCUACAGCUGAUCCACGACCCGGUGUCACCGCGAGGUGUGGUAACGCGCUCGUCCCCAGGCGCUGGUCCCAGCGAGCACCACAGCGCCAGCAGGGACGAGCGGUUCAAGCGGCGCCAGCUUCUGCGGCUCCAGGCCACUGAGCGAACCAUUGUGCGGGAGAAGGAGAACAACCCCAGUGGCAAGAAGGAGCUGUCAGAAGUGGAGAAGGCUAAGCUGCAUGGCUCCUACCUCACCGUGACGCUCCAGCGCCCCACCAAAGAUGUUCAUGGCACUUCCAUUGUCCCCAAGCUGCAAGCCAUCACCGCCUCCUCUGCCAACUUGCAGCACUCUCCCCGUGUGGUGAUGCGCCACACACCUGCCCGGAUGUACCCCCGGGGUGGGGGGGAGGACGAGGCGGCUGCUGAGGAGGACGAGGAGGAGGAGGAUGAAGAUGAUGAGAACAUGGAGGAGGGAGGGGCUGCCCGCCUCAACGGCAGAGGGGGCCGGGUGCAGGAGGGUGAGGAGAGCUGGAUGCAGCGCGAGGUGUGGAUGUCUGUCUUCCGCUACCUCACCCGCAGGGAGCUCUGCGAGUGCAUGCGGGUGUGCAAGACCUGGUACAAGUGGUGCUGUGACAAGAGACUGUGGACAAAGAUAGAUUUGAGCAGGUGCAAGUCCAUCACCCCCCAGGCACUGAGUGGUAUCAUCAAAAGACAGCCUGUCAGCCUUGACCUCAGCUGGACCAACAUCUCCAAAAAGCAGCUCACGUGGCUUGUCAACAGACUGCCAGGCCUGAAAGACCUCAUCUUAGCAGGCUGUUCCUGGUCUGCAGUCUGCGCUCUCAGUACCUCCAGCUGCCCCCUUCUCAGGACCCUUGAUCUUCGGUGGGCAGUAGGAAUCAAGGACCCUCAGAUCCGGGACUUGCUCACACCUCCAACAGAUAAACCCAGUCAGGACAAUCGCAGCAAACUCCGCAACAUGAUUGAUUUCCGGCUUGCUGGCCUGGACAUCACUGACGCCACGCUGCGGCUGAUCAUCCGCCACAUGCCCCUGCUCUCCCGCCUUGACCUCAGCCACUGCAACCACCUUACAGACCAGUCUGCCAACCUCCUCACGGCUGUGGGCUCUUCCACACGCAACUCCCUCACUGAGCUCAACAUGGCAGGCUGCAAUAAGCUGACAGACCAGGCCUUGCUGUACCUGCGCCGCAUCUCCAACGUCACUCUCAUUGACCUGCGAGGUUGCAAGCAGAUCACUCGCAAAGCCUGUGAGCACUUCAUCUCAGAUCUGUCCAUCAACAGCCUGUAUUGCCUGUCCGAUGAGAAGCUGAUCCAAAAGAUCAGCUAGAGACCCUCCCCCGGGCAGGCUGAGGAGAAGGAAAAAAAGCCCACCCCUCUCAGAGAGCCACUCCUCCGCCUUCCCACCUUGCCCUCCAUGUCCUGCCCCUGCCUCCUCGUGGGCAGGGCCGGUACUGGCCUUGCUCAGCUGUCUUUUCUCCUCCUACCGCUGGGACUUGUGCCGAUGUGGGCAUUCCCCCGGCUGGCCAGUACGAGAGGAGGACCGUGCCCGCAGCAGGGAGCUCCCAAGGCGGAGGUUGUCGCAGACAUCCCUGGGUGGAGAAAUGGGGCGCACCCUCUUCCCCCCGCUUUUCCCCAGCUCCUUGCCUUGAAACACUUGUCACUUCCCCAUUAGCACAAAGCUUGAGGCCUCUCCAAGGAGGAGGGAGCAGAGCUGGGACGGACCCUCUCUCUCGGUGCCACCACCAGCUUGAGCCCUGCUCUGAGCCCCCUCACCUGGCCCUCGGAUCCCGUUCUUCCCCUGCGGUGAGGGUGAGGGCAGGAGCCCUACAGCCUGGGCGUGGUGGCAAGGCUGGGGAUGGAGCUUCCACCCUGGGGCUUCCUCAGAGCCCUGUGCAAGGCUAGGCUAGGGGAGCAGCCCCCAGAGCUCAGGGAGGACUCGAAUAAUCAGUCAAGGGUGAGUGAGUACAGGGGGAGCAGGAACUGCUGCUUCUCCCUCCCCAGCUGCCUGCCAAGGCCCAGCACUGCCAAGUGCUGAGAUUUGUGUGGCAGGACUGUCCUGCUGCCUUGUCCUCUCCUCUCCCCCCGCCCCAUUUUAGCUGCCGUUUUUUCCUUUGCAAUGAGCGGUUGGUCCAAAGAACCUCUCUCUAGGGCAGCAGAGAGCUUUUUGCACUUUAAGAAAAAA
Messenger RNA from Lagopus muta (rock ptarmigan), 4739 nucleotides. RefSeq names its product lysine demethylase 2A (gene KDM2A). The transcript has 23 exons. Gene Ontology annotation, molecular function: zinc ion binding; protein binding; transcription coregulator activity. Bases 66 to 3884 code for a protein of 1272 amino acids. The record is from RefSeq and is a predicted model, not a curated record. NCBI's taxonomy places the organism in Eukaryota, Metazoa, Chordata, Aves, Galliformes, Phasianidae. Gene Ontology annotation, biological process: regulation of transcription by RNA polymerase II; protein demethylation.